Molecule: messenger RNA, 1212 nt
Organism: Raphanus sativus (radish)
Lineage: Eukaryota; Viridiplantae; Streptophyta; Magnoliopsida; Brassicales; Brassicaceae
Product: E3 ubiquitin-protein ligase BOI
Exons: 4
Coding region: 440-1177 (245 amino acids)
Molecular function (GO): ubiquitin-protein transferase activity
Source: RefSeq, a predicted model, not a curated record
CCUCUAAAACCUCAUCUUCUCCAUUUAUUUCUCCCAUUCUUUCUCCUUUUCUCAAUAAUUAAUUAAUUAAUUAAUUAAUUAAUUAAUCCUCUCCUUAAUUAACUCUUAACAUCCCCAAGCAUAUCUAUAUUUUCAUCAGCAUCAUUCAUUUUCAACACACGCCUGCACUUAUUAUCUGAUAGUGAAUGCAUAGAUUUCUUUAACUCGAUACGCUUUCAUUGAUAAUCAAUGGUAGUUCGGACUCACCAUCCUUCAAGAUUCCUCUUCGUCAACAAAAAAUUUACUGAGCAGUAACGGACAAGAAGAUAAUAAUUGCUCGUUGCAGCUCCAGGACACUCCUUUCACUUUCAUCAAAGCUGGGGUAGUUGAUUCAAGAAAGCGAUCAAGAGAAGUUUCGUCCGUGGAUAAUAAUAUUCAGCUCUCUUCUGCGGCUGCUCCGAUGAACCCUCCACCGUCAAAACCGCCGCAAGUUAUUGCUUUGAGCGCGUUGUUGCAGAAUCGUAACGGGAAAACACUUAACGUGGUUUCCACUGGUCUUCGUUUAUCUCAUGAGCAGUCACAGAGUCAAGAACAGCUGCUUUCGUCUUCUUCUAUGCGUCCUGGAGAUCUCGCCGGAGAAUCAGAACGCCAAAGAGACGAACUCGACAGUUUCAUUCAAACUCAGGGUGAGGAGCUUCGGCGUGCGUUAGCGUUGAACGGAGAAAGGCGUUACGUAGAGCUAUUAUACGCCGCGGAGGAGUUAGCGGGACGGAGGGUGAGAGAAAAAGAAGCAGAGCUAGAGAAAGCCACGCGCCUUCACGCCGAGCUAGAGGCGCGUGCAGCUCAGCUUACGGAAGAAGCGCGAGCGUGGCAGUUAAGAGCUGCGACGCGGGAAGCCGAGGUUUAUUCGUUACAGGCUCAUCUCCAAAAAGCCAUCGCGAGCCAAGCUACGGCGGAGAAACAGAGUACGAUCGGCGGCGAGACGGAGGACGCCGAAUCGGUCUUCGUGGAUCCGGAGCGGAUAGAAUUGAUCGGACCUAGGUGUAGGAUUUGCAUGCUGAAAUCGGCGACGGUGAUGGCAAUGCCGUGCCGACAUUUGAUUCUUUGUAAAGGAUGCGACGGAGGCGGCGGCGCUGUGCGUGCCUGUCCGAUUUGCCUCGCCGUUAAGAAUUACGGUGUCGAAGUUCUAUAUGUUUGAUUAUGAUUUAUAAUUUAUCGGCCCGUUUUUAAGCC